Molecule: messenger RNA, 355 nt
Organism: Exophiala aquamarina CBS 119918
Lineage: Eukaryota; Fungi; Ascomycota; Eurotiomycetes; Chaetothyriales; Herpotrichiellaceae
Exons: 2
Source: RefSeq, a predicted model, not a curated record
CUGAGUCCCGAGCAACGACAGCGGGCCACUCGUGUAUUUAUCGCGGUCAUCGAAGCGUGCGAACCUCGGCAAAAUCACGAGCCGUACAAGCAGGUCACCCUCGUCCGACUUACCUACCCAUAUGCGCGUUCAGAGGUGUCAAGAGGCAGCUGUCUCCAGUUUUUCGUCCAGCACACACAGAAUCCGACCGAGGCCCCGGAGGGGAAUUCGAUCCCGGCCCUCGACUAUGGACCGCGAUUGAUCGGGUUUUGCAGAGACACUAUUUGAGUACUUCUUUCUACCUCUGAAAGCCUCGACGAGAAAAACUCCUCAACCUUCCCCUGCCGCCGUUUCCGAACUCCAAAGCGCACAAGUC